CGGCGGCCGCGGCCAGGGCGGCCGGUGGGACCGCGGGUCCCCGGCGCAGCGCCGCCCGGCUCCCGGCCCUGCCGGCCUCCUCCCUCGGCGCCGCGGCCAUGGCGGCCAGCGCGAAGCGGAAGCAGGAGGAGAAGCACCUGAAGAUGCUGCGGGACAUGACCGGCCUCCCGCACAACCGAAAGUGCUUCGACUGCGACCAGCGCGGCCCCACCUACGUGAACAUGACGGUCGGCUCCUUCGUCUGUACCUCCUGCUCCGGCAGCCUGCGAGGGUUAAAUCCACCACACAGGGUGAAAUCCAUCUCUAUGACAACAUUCACACAACAGGAAAUUGAGUUCCUUCAAAAACAUGGAAAUGAAGUCUGUAAACAGAUUUGGCUAGGAUUAUUUGAUGAUAGAUCUUCAGCAAUUCCAGACUUCAGGGAUCCACAAAAAGUGAAAGAAUUCCUACAAGAAAAAUAUGAAAAGAAAAGAUGGUAUGUCCCACCAGAACAAGCCAAAGUGGUGGCAUCAGUUCAUGCAUCUAUUUCAGGGUCCUCUGCCAGUAGCACAAGCAGCACACCUGAGGUCAAACCACUGAAGUCUCUUUUAGGAGAUUCAGCACCAGCACUGCACUUAAAUAAGGGCACACCUACUCAGUCCCCUGUCGUAGGUCGCUCUCAAGGGCAGCAGCAGGAAAAGAAGCAGUUUGACCUUUUAAGUGAUCUUGGCUCAGACAUUUUUGCUGCUCCAGCACCUCAGUCAACGGCUACAGCCAAUUUUGCUAACUUUGCACAUUUCAACAGUCAUGCAGCUCAGAAUUCUGCAAAUGCAGAUUUUGCAAACUUUGAUGCAUUUGGACAGUCUAGUGGUUCGAGUAAUUUUGGAGGUUUCCCCACAGCAAGUCACUCUUCUUUUCAGCCCCAAACUACAGCAUUUAGAAUGCUUUCAUCUAGCUGCAGUUUUGGUGAAUUUACUUCAGCUUUUCCUCUCCAGGCUACCAACAGUGGAAGUGCUGGAUCAGUAAAUGCUAAUUUUGCUCAUUUUGAUAACUUCCCCAAAUCCUCCAGUGCUGAUUUUGGAACCUUCAAUACUUCCCAGAGUCAUCAAACAGCAUCAGCUGUUAGUAAAGUUUCAGCGAACAAAGCUGGUGUACAGACUACAGACAAAUAUGCAGCGCUUGCUAACUUAGAUAAUAUCUUCAGUGCUGGGCAAGGUGGUGAUCAGGGUAGUGGCUUUGGGGCCACAGGUAAAGCUCCUGUUGGUUCUGUGGUUUCAGUUCCCAGUCAGUCAAGUGCAUCUUCAGACAAGUAUGCGGCCCUGGCCGAACUAGACAGCGUUUUCAGCUCUGCAGCCACCUCCAGUAACGCAUAUACUUCCACAAGUAAUGCUAGCAGUAAUGUUUUUGGAACAGUGCCAGUGGGUGCUUCUGCACAGACACAGCCUGCUUCUUCGAGUGUGCCUGCUCCAUUUGGAGCUACACCUUCCACAAAUCCAUUUGUUGCUGCUGCUGGUCCUUCUGUGGCAUCUUCUACAAAUCCAUUUCAGACCAAUGCCAGAGGAGCAACAGGCCUUUCUGGAGCAAUGCAUUCUCAAGUGUUUCCUCACGCUCAUUUUGCAGCGACCUUUGGCACUGCAUCAAUGAGCAUGCCUGCAGGGUUUGGGACUCCUGCUCCCUACAGUCUUCCCACCAGCUUUAGCGGCAGCUUCCAGCAGCCUGCCUUCCCAGCCCAAGCAGCUUUCCCUCAGCAGACGGCUUUUUCUCAACAGCCCAAUGGUGCAGGUUUUGCAGCAUUUGGACAAACAAAGCCAGUGGUAACUCCUUUUGGUCAAGUUGCAGCUGCUGGAGUAUCUAGUAAUCCUUUUAUGACUGGUGCACCGACAGGACAAUUUCCAACAGGAAGCUCAUCAACCAAUCCUUUCUUAUAGCCUUAUAUAGACACUUUACUGGAACGAACUUUUACGUGGUCACAGUACAUCUCUCCGCCUCUUGCACUGUUGUCUUGUUUCACUGAUCUUAGCUUUAAACACAAGAGAAGUCUUUAAAAAGCCUGCAUUGUGUAUUAAAUACCAGGUAAUAUGUGCAAAACAGAGGGCUCCAGUAACAACUUUUAACCUGUGAAUUGGCAAAAAAAAGUAGCCGUAUCAUGUAUAUUAAAAAUUGGCUAAUAUUAAGUUAUUGCAGAUACCACAUUCAUUAUGCUGCAGUACUGUACAUAUUUUUCUUAGAAAUUAGCUAUUUGUGCAUAUCAGUAUUUGUAACUUUAACACAUUGUUAUGUGAGAAAUGUUACUGGGGAAAUAGAUCAGCCACUUUUGAGGUGCUGUCAUAUAUCUUGGAAUGAAUGACCUAAAAUCACUUUAACCAUUGCUACUGGAAAGUUACAAAGUCAAAAUUGGAAGGUUUUAUUCAUUCUUGAAUUUUUCCUUUCUAAAGAGCUCUUCUAUUUAUACAUGCCUAAAUCUUUAAAAAUGUAGAGGGAUACCUGUCUGCAUAAUAAAGCUGAUCAUGUUUUGCUACAGUUUGCAGGUGAAAAAAAAUAAAUAUUAGAAAAUAUGCUAUUGUUUUUGUGUUCUUGCUGCAAUGCCUUUACCAAAGUGGCCUUAAAUAUGAGUAGUGAAUUGAGAACAUCUUGAAUUCUUAAAUUAAAAUUUCAGAAGACUUCUAGUGACUAACUUUUAUGUCUAAAGAGAAAAUUUUAUAAAAAGGCCAUGUAGAAAAUUUUAUUUAAAACUAUGACUGCUAUAUUCAGGAGUAUGUCAGUGGUAAAGCAUUUAAAUGUAGCUUGUUAGAUUCACCAUAAUUCUUCUAAUUUCUUUGCAACUCCUUAAUUUUGUGAAAAUUUGUAUAUAUAAAGAAUUUGCAUGUAUGUGUAUUUACAAAUUUUUUUAAGUAUCUUGAAUUCUCAGACUGCAAAAGGCUUAUUUUAACUAUUGAUUUUUUUAAAAAAAAUUGUCUUUGAAUGUAUUGGAAGCAGACAUGCAUUAACUGUGACAUGAUUGCACCUCAUUUUUUUUUUUUUCCUUUGUUUGGACAGAAUGAUAUUAAUAGGACAUUUGUUUAUGUUCAUUUCUAGUGGGAAAGAAACUGGAACCCAGUGUUACCUUGAAGUUAUAGAAAACUUUGUUUAAAAAGGCAAGGAUACUAAUGUUUAGUUAUAUCUUUAUGUUAAUAUUCAAAUGAAUUUGUUUAAAUAUUUAUAUAAUGCCUCAUUCAUCCAGUGAUAAUAUAGCAAUCUCAAUCAAAACAGAACACAACUGAGAAACCUGUAAUAGUUUUUUAAAAAAUGCCUUUGAGUAGCCCACAUAAGUCACAAAAUCUAUAUGUUAGAGCUCAUGUGUUUGUUCUUAUGUGAGAUUUUGAUUAAUAUAUUUCCCAGCCCAUAGCAUACUAGCAGUUCAGGAGUGAUGGCUUGAAAGGAAGGAGACAGGAAAAACCAUUAAGAGCAAACACUGUUGAAGACCUGUUAGUGUAGCGACAGCCAGCCCCACUUAGAGGACAUUACUACAUUGCAUCAUCUUUUGUUAAUUGUCUGUUACUGUGACUCUGUGUCACAAGAAAAGGUGAACUUACAUAUAUAAAUAUGUGAUACAUGUUUGAAAAGCUUUCUUAUACUGAUUAAGAUUGUUUUUAAGUUUUGGUAUUAAAAGAGGUGAACAUCAGCUUCCUCAAAUAUUAUUUAUUCAUGUUGAAUACCUUUUCCAAUGGUGACUACAGGAGUUGUUUUCAUACUAUAUUAAAAUCCGUGUAGAUUUUUAGACUUGUUGAAACAUUGCUGUCCAUUGUGUAUCUAGCUGAAUGUGUGGUAUCUGAACUAUGAUAAGCAAGGAGACUGGGAAAUCUCUGCCCCUUUUCGGAGCGGAAUGCCUCUUUUAGAAUUAAAUGAAUGCUGCAAAGGUCUGGGUGUGUGUUGGUGUAUACUUGAAAUGUCUCUACAUUUUUGGAGUCACCCUCCAGCCCCCUUCUCAUGGAGGGAAUACACAAAAUGUCUUGGAAUUCCUAUCUUUAGAUUGUAUUGGGUCCCAAUCAACUCAUGUACAAAGUCGUGCUAUACAAUUGUAGGUCGUUACUCAGUUAAUCCACCAGGCUUUCCAUCUAAGAAAUAAGUACAUUAAACACUUAUUAAAAUAAUUUCAAAGACUAUUUUUUCUGGGUGAAUAUAGAGGUUCGUAAUGGAGUGGGAACUCUCGUUGACUUUAAAUGAGUGUUUGUAAAAUGGAGGUGUCUAGUAUAGGAAGUGAGCCAGCUUUCAUAUGAAUUUAUCUCUUCAGUUAGGCUUUCACAUUCAUAGCUGCUUCUGGUUUUAUAUGACCGUCAGACUCGUGUUGAGUACUGAGGAGAAAAUACUCAGAGGUGGCAAGGAUGAAGACACAAGCUUCCCAACUUUCUAGUUGAAUCAGAUCUCUCCUGCGUUUGCUCAGGAAAGAAAAUGUUCUUUUCUUUUAGGGUGGCAAAUUUUAUUGGUAACUUUAAAGUCAUAUUUUUAUUCUCAUUUUUGUGAAAGUAGAGAUUAGGUAAUCAUUUUCUUCCAUAAAAUGAUUCCUUCUGUAAAUUUGGAAAAGCCUAUCAGUGCUUUCUUUACUCGAGAGUUGCCCCUGCUCCUAGCAUACCUCAUCUUUGGUGUACGGUUCUUGUAAGUUAGUAAAAUGAAGAGGGUAACUAACUGGCUGCUUUCAGAUGAGAUCAGGCGUGUUGAGGGUGGUAUGGCCAUAGACUCAUUGGCUGCUUUCAUAUCACAGUACCACCAGCAGUUCUGAAACACUUUGGUCUCAGGACUUCUAAAUUAUUGAAGAUCCCCAGAGAGCUUUUGUGUAUGUGGCUUGUGUCUGUCAGAAUUUGCUAUAUUAGAAAUUAACACUGAGAUAUUUAAAAAACAUGUCAUUUAAAGAUAACAGUAAUAAGCCCCGUUACAUGUUAACAUAAAUACAUUUUGAUGACAGAACUGUUUUCCAAAAACAGUCAGAAGACCAUUGUUUUGCCUUUGUGCAUCUCUUUAAUAUCUGGCUUAAUAGAAGCAGUGGGAUUCUCAUACUGUCACAUUGCAAUUCUUUUCAUAUGACAUGGCAUGUGGGCACUGGAAAAUUCCAUCAUGCACUUGCGAAACCACGAAUGGAACAGACAUACAACAUUGUAGUAUUAUGAAAAUAGCUUUGACCUUGGGUUUGGGGGACCCUCAAGGGUCCUCAGACCACACUGAGAACCGUUGCACUAUACUUUAAAUUUGUGUGUUUCUGGAGCAACAGUGUUUAGUUGUAGGGUAAAUGUACUACGCCCUCAACUUCUAAGUGUUUUUGUUGGCUUGGUGGGAAAAAUCAAAAUUUCUGUUGAAAUUGCAAACUUUUACAACAUCGUUUUCUGAGUUUUCUUCUAUUUUUAUUUGAAUAUAUUUCAGUAAUGAUAAAAGUGGUGAAUAUCUCCUUUUUUUUGAAAAGGAUAUUACAAGUCCUGACUCGUAGUUAUUGGUGUUUAUUUUGGAGUUAUUUACUAUUCUGACCACUUUAAAAUUGCAUAAUUGGUUUGGGGGUGCCAUCAAUAAACUUGCUGAGGAAAAAUUCAAAAUGAAGAAUAGUUUCUUAUUUCUUUUAUGUUUGUAGGUAAUAAGGAAUUUCAGUUUUGUUGUGUGUGUGUGUGAGUGUGUGUGUAAUUUUUUUAAAUGAAAACUGAAUUUUAUUAACAAACACUGCUUCCCUCCAAGUAGUCAGCUACAACUAAAGGAAUGUGUUUACUUCUUAAGGAAGAUGAUGUUUGCUGCUCCCCCCACCCCCAAGCUUUUUAUACCUUGUCCAUCUUUAGAGAGAGCACUUGUUGCUUAUUUAACAAAAUAUUUUUAAAUUCUUUUGAAGACAUAGUGACUUUAUAAAAGGUAGUUUACAAUACGUAAUCACCACAAGCGCUGGCUGUGUUGCUAUUGUUGGCAAUACUGCAAAACACUUUGCCGUCCCCAGGCACGCCUGUGCUCUGCUUCUUGGGCCUCUUUGUCCCUGUGUUUGUCCUCCUGUCCUGAACUCCGUGUUCAGAGUGGCUUGCCUCAUUUUUGGCCUCCACUUGCAGUCUCAGACUUACAUCAGAAAACUAAUCUCUAGGGGACCUUAUGAAGAUACAUUUUUUUAAAAAGUCAUGACUUCAAAAUAAAAUGAAUGGCGGCCUUUAUGGGGUGUGACCUAACAAGCUCUUUCAGUGUAUCAGAAACUUGCUAAAUGCUUUUCUUUUGUUCUCUCAUAUAGUCCCUAAAGUGGACUCAUACUUAAGGGUGAAAGAAGCAAAGCAUAGGCUAACAACAGAGCUUUUGCCCUAGGGAGCAAAUAUUUUAUUGUCAGAUUAAAGUGCUGUCACAUUUAUGUGUAAGUAGGUAUUUUUUUUUAAAUCUUAGGAAAUUCUAAGAGUUACUUUCUAUAUUCUAUAUAUACCCAAUAAAACCUAAUCAUUUUAAAUUUGGGUUCUAUGUAUAAUUUGAUGAAAUCAAUAGUUUAUUUUAACUCUACAAAUAAAUUAAUGGGGUGAUAAGCAGGUCAGGUUUUAAACCGGAGACAUCUGAAGUAUCACAAUGACUCCUAUUUUGUGAAACAUCCCAACUUUGAUAAAGUUUGUGCCCUUGACAGUAGUAAAAUUUACUUUUAUAGGGAUGUUGUUACUAAAGUUUGUACUGACCUAGUGUAUUAAAUUUGUCUUCAUUAGUUAAAUUUUUCUUUGUAUAUUUUAAAACAUGUCUUUCACUAAAAUUUUUAUGUGGUAGAUUUGAACAGGUGAAUAUAUGACCAUGAUGUAAUCCAGUGCUGUGCUGGUGGGUGUUUUUCUCUCAUGAGGAACUGCUGUUCUUUAGUGUUUAUUGACAUUUGUGGUAUAAAUACUCUCACCAUGGCUGAGUUCACCUACCCAUCUGAUGUCAUUAAACGUGCAAUUAGAGAGCUGGCUGGAGUGCCAGCUCCAACACAGCCCUGAUGUGUCAUUCCACAACUCACUUCCUUAAAUUUAUUGUUUGGUGAUUAUAUCCGAUCUUUGAAGAGCCUUCUGUUUUAUGUUAAUUUAGCAAGCAUAUGGACACUAGUUUAUUUCUAGAAGCGUACCUGGGCACUAGGGUUUUUAAUCUGGAAAGACCCAAGCAAGUGUUGUGAAAUCUGGUUUUAAAAAGUUGAGUUACUGUGCGAAUGUAAAGGUUGCACAUUCAUGGCAAAUACUCUGAAUUCUCUCUGCAGUUGUGUUGUGUUUGACCCUUGCAGUGUUUUGAAAACUUGGAUUUUGUACAGCUCGAAGAGUAUUCACAUUCAAGGUGGCCACUAGCCUACCACUACCAGUUUUUUGAAGCCUCGGGCAUUCAGAUGCAUUUUAAGGCCUCUGAAUUGACAUAGCCUUUGUAGACAGAAAAGGGCGUUUCUUUUAUUUUUUUUAUUUUAUUUUAUUUUUUUUUCCUUUUUUUUUUUUUUUGUCUUUUUGCUAUUUCUUUGGGCCGCUCCCACGGCGUAUGGAGGUUCCCAGGCUAGGGGUCGAAUCAGAGCUGUAGCCACUGGCCUACGCCAGAGCCACAGCAACUCGGAUCCGAGCCGCGUCUGCAACCUACUGCACGGCUCACAGCAACGCCGGAUCGUUAACCCACUGAGCAAGGGCAGGGACCAAACCCGCAACCUCAUGGUUCCUAGUCUGAUUCCUUAACCACUGCGCCACGACGGGAACUCCAGAAAAGGGCGUUUCUUAUGUCACCUCUUAACUCUUCUGGUUUUGGGGUCUUAGAGGAUUUGAAUUUAUAUUGUCAUUUUCUGGUGAAGACUUACACCAAAAAUGUAUUUCUUUUCAGACCUGCUUGCUUCUAUGUAUUCUGCUUAUUUUAUGCCAGUGGAUAAGAAUUCAGCGUAUACAUCAGUAUAUUUUUGAAAUCUGUGCUUGUCCAACUCACAGGUCUGUGGAAUUUAAUGAAAACAGAGUGCCGUGAUUCAGGCUUUUGGGACAAGGAAAAGUGAUCCUGGAUAUAAGUGGUGAUUUAAAUGCCCAUUGAGUAAUGUUUUAAUUUGUUCUCUGAAAUCUUGAGAAGAUGUUAUCCAAGUUACAGUGCAAACAGUGAGCGUUACAACUUCAACUAAAUUCUCAACAUUUUCCCUCAGUCUCAAGUGGAGGGACAGAGGAAGCAAAUACGCCAGGAAGCCUUCUAAUUUUGACUAAACAACCAUUAAAUAAAAGGCAUCAAAGGAUUGUGACUUGAUGUUAGUGUUUCAUAGAAUGCUAUGGAUACAAUCAGGUUUUUUAAAGACUUUAAAGGUUUUUAAUAUGUUACCAUAAAUAGUACAUGUUUAUGAUGUUUAAAAAUUAUGCAUUGUACAAAGGAUGUAAAGUGAAGAAGCUUGUCGCCUUCCUGUGACUUGAUUCCCACAUUCCAAGGAAAUACCGUUUCUUGUGUUCUUGUAUAGGCUGUCAGAAAUGUUAACGUUUAUUUUAUAUACCUCUUUAUAUGUGUGUGUGUAUGUGUGUGUGUGUAUGCCUCUCACUGUCCUCCCUUAUUUUAAAUGUAUGGUUUUAUAAAACUUGGUUCUCUUUGUUUUAACUUGAUUAUCUUUCCAUAUUACCACAUCCAGCUCUAACUCAUUAUCUCCUAAUGAAGCCAAGAUACCAAUAUAUGGAUGCCCCUUUUUGAAGAAUAUUUGUUUAUAUAGUUUUUCUGCUAAAAACAGUGAUACAAUGAGAAUAUCCUUAGGCAUAUAUGAAGGUUAGUCUUGAUUCUUCCUGACCCUUAAGUCAAUAAAGUAGACAUCAUUCAAUUUUGAGUCUCACCUGCUGAUUGAUGAUGAGCUUAUGCUUCCAUUAGGAAAUUCUUCCAUUUAAGGAAGGAAAAAUAUCCCUGAAAUUGACUCUCUCAAAAUAGGAUAUUUGGAAAGGCCUGUGCGUUUUAAUUGAACUGUGAAGGCAUUCUAUUAGUUCAUUGAAAGAGUGUGAAGUUCACAUCCAGUUGGUACCUUAAUUUUCCGUGACCCUUAGAGUUUCUGAAAGUGCAGUUUGAGACUUACUACUCAUUGAGAUUGUGCCUUUCCUUAUCCAUAUUAACUUAGAAUGUACCUUAUUUUCGAGAAUGAGAACGUAAAUUUUAAUUUGGCAAAAUCUAUUUUGGCACAAGUACAUGGUUCAUUAUUUCUUCAAAAGUAGUUACUUUUGCCUUAGAAAAUAUUUAGGUAAUAACUGAAAGUUAUCACAAGAUCAGGGUCCAGAGAAUUUAACAUGUAUUUACCAUUAGUCAAGGACAGGACUUGCUUUCAGGAAUAGUUUAUGAGAAAUUAAUCUCAGCCCUAAUAGCUGCUAGAGAAAGUACCUUAGCACUUAGGGCUGGAAAUAGUGAGAAGAGAAUUUGAAAUCUGAAGGAAAAAAAAAAAAAAAGAAAGCAAGCCCCUUUUAGUCAGCAGGGUAUGUCUU
Sus scrofa (pig) is the source of this 9368-nucleotide messenger RNA. RefSeq names its product ArfGAP with FG repeats 1 (gene AGFG1). NCBI's taxonomy places the organism in Eukaryota, Metazoa, Chordata, Mammalia, Artiodactyla, Suidae. Gene Ontology annotation, cellular component: cytoplasm; membrane; cytoplasmic vesicle. Gene Ontology annotation, biological process: intermediate filament organization; acrosome assembly; spermatid nucleus differentiation. The record is from RefSeq and is a predicted model, not a curated record. Gene Ontology annotation, molecular function: GTPase activator activity.